AUGGAUGACCUGCUGCUGGAAUGGCGAGAGCCACAGAACACCUACCAGCGCGAGCUGCACAUAGCUGGGUUCCCCAAGGUCCUGGGAUGCAUUGAUGGCACUCAUGUGCAAAUCAAGCCUCCUAAGGACCAGGAACACUUGUACAGGAACCGAAAAGGCCUGUACACAAUCAAUGUACAAGUGAUCUGCGAUGCUGAGGGUGCCAUUACCCAGCUCACAUCGAAAUGGCCCGGCAGCACCCACGACAGCUUCAUCUGGGCCGACUGUGACCUCCGAAAGUGCUUUCAGAGACGGCAAUUGCCCGACGGCUGGUUACUAGAGCCAUGGCUGCUCACCCCUGUAAGGUCUCCGGUUGGCCCUGCCAAGGAGCAGUACAACUCGGCCCACACUCGGAUGAGGCAAGUCAUUGAGAGGACCUUCGGGGUUCUCAAAGGAUGCUUCAGGUGCCUGCACCAGUCCGGGGGUGCUCUACAGUACAGUCCGCUGAUGUGCACCAAAAUAAGGGUGGCGUGCGCUAUGCUGCACAACAUGUGUGUCCGACAUGGCAUUGACUUCAACUUUACUGAUGUGGUGGCACACCGGCGGGGCGGGACCCGCAUCCUGAUUCGGGCCGGAACCCUGGCUCCGGACUGA
This is a messenger RNA of Rhipicephalus microplus (southern cattle tick), 633 nucleotides long. Its product is annotated as putative nuclease HARBI1. NCBI's taxonomy places the organism in Eukaryota, Metazoa, Arthropoda, Arachnida, Ixodida, Ixodidae. The record is from RefSeq and is a predicted model, not a curated record.